Molecule: messenger RNA, 814 nt
Organism: Polistes dominula (European paper wasp)
Lineage: Eukaryota; Metazoa; Arthropoda; Insecta; Hymenoptera; Vespidae
Product: 48 related 3
Biological process (GO): developmental process; regulation of transcription by RNA polymerase II
Molecular function (GO): RNA polymerase II transcription regulatory region sequence-specific DNA binding; protein dimerization activity; DNA-binding transcription factor activity, RNA polymerase II-specific
Source: RefSeq, a predicted model, not a curated record
GGAGGCACUCGUGAAUUUGGUGACGGAACACCAAACGAAGUUUCCAUUUUCGUAGCUAAACGAUUCUAAUAUUGUUGACGAUCUAACAUUUCUAUCGGUCCUUUUUUUUUCUCACCCCCCAAUUACCCCAAUUACCCCAAUUACUUUCCUAACGCUUAAUUAUCAAUCACACGGUUUAUUUUUUGAGGAUAAGAGCUAGUGGGAUAUGAGCUACACCGAACCGUUGUGGGAGAUAAAUGGAAAUCAAGCACAAGUAAUUACACAGGAAAUGUCACAGUACGUUGGUACCGAACUUGGAAGUUAUCCGAUGUGGGACAGUUCCGUUUUGUAUCAGCCACCACCGGCUACUCAUUCUCAUGUCAAUGAACACGGUUUGUACAGGCAACCCUGUGCUUUGUUACAUCAAAGUCGUUAUACACAAAAUGGCCGCUCAGCGAAUCUUCCCUCGUCUACUACGAAAAAACCAAGACGCAGAGUUGCAACAGUUUCUCAAAGAAGAGCCGCUAAUAUUCGUGAAAGGCGUAGAAUGUUCAAUUUAAACGAAGCCUUCGACAAAUUACGAAGAAAGGUGCCAACGUUCGCUUAUGAAAAACGUUUAUCAAGAAUCGAAACACUUCGUUUGGCAAUCACUUACAUUGCAUUCAUGGGAGAAUUAUUAGGAAUCGAACCCACCAGUCCAAAACCAGAAUAUAUACCACGUGAAUAUUAUUUGCCUAAUUAAAAAUCAUCCAAUGGCUAAGAACAAACAUGUCUUCCAAAUCGAUCUCAUUAUUUUUUCUUCUCUUACAUGAAUUUUAAUAUAAAACUAAUUGUU